AUGUCAAGCAGCAAUAAAAAGGCCCUCACAAAAGAGGAAGAAAGGACUCACCAUGCUUUUCUUUUGCUUCCUGUGAAAGGAAAAACAUUUUUCAAUGUUGAAUCGGAAUUAUUCUUUCGUCCUAACGUCCGUUUCCAUGUGAAAUUUCCUCAUUUUCUUUACCUUCUUCUUUUUCUGAAUCCCAGUUGCAGUCGCAGAGUGGCAGCAGUUAUAUAUAUUUUUAUUUUAUUUUGAAGUAAAACCAAGUCGUAAUCAUCACUUCGUCGCCCGGAAGGAAUCUUCGUUUCAGAAUCGGAAGCUGGCUUCUGAUUUCUCCAAGCAAAGAUGGCUAAGCGAGGAUACAAACUACAGGAAUUUGUGGCCCAUUCAGCGAACGUCAAUUGUCUAAGUAUUGGGAAGAAGGCACGUCGUCUUUUUCUUACAGGAGGGGAUGAUCACAAGGUCAAUCUAUGGACGAUUGGCAAGCCAACUUCUUUAAUGAGCCUGUGUGGUCACACUAGUCCAGUUGAAUCUGUGGCUUUUGAUUCAGCAGAAGCGUUAGUUCUUGCUGGGGCAUCAAGUGGAGGAAUAAAGCUCUGGGAUUUGGAAGAAGCAAAGAUGGUUCGCACUCUUACUGGACACAGAUCCAACUGCACAGCCGUUGAGUUUCAUCCGUUUGGUGAGUUUUUUGCAUCUGGCUCCAUGGAUACUAACCUCAGGAUUUGGGAUAUACGGAAAAAAGGAUGCAUUCACACAUACAGGGGUCAUAGCCGAGGUGUUAGUACUAUCAAAUUUACUCCAGAUGGCCGAUGGGUAGUUUCUGGUGGAUUUGAUAAUGCUGUGAAGGUGUGGGAUCUAACUGCUGGAAAGCUCUUGCAUGACUUCGGGUUCCAUGAAGGACAUAUUAGGUCCAUAGAUUUCCAUCCACUUGAGUUUCUUCUAGCUACAGGUUCAGCAGACAGAACAGUGAAAUUCUGGGAUUUAGAAUCGUUUGAAAUGAUUGGAUCUGCUCGAUGUGAGGCUACAGGAGUACGCUCAAUAGCUUUCCAUCCUGAUGGAAGGGCUCUGUUUGCUGGGCUUGAGGAUGGUUUAAAGGUGUAUUCAUGGGAGCCUGUAAUAUGUCAUGACACUGUUGAUAUGGGGUGGACCACUCUUGGUGACCUCUGUAUUCAUGAUGGGAAACUUUUGGGUUGCUCGUACUACCGAAAUUCUAUUGGAGUCUGGGCUGCAGAUAUAUCAUUUAUUGAGCCAUAUGGCACUGGUUUGGAACCCAAGAAUAAAGGUGGUGUGGAUCAGAAGCUCAGUUUUCAGGAGAAUCAACCAGAGAAAGUGGAGAUGGAUGUAGGACCAACUUCUGGGUUGCACUUUAUGUCUCCUGACAGUGAACCGAAAGAGAUAAAGAACAUAUAUAUCGAUUCUUCUGGAGGGAAACCUGUUUCCUUACAGAGAUCGGCCUCUUCCAAUUCUCCAAAAGUUGAUCUCAUGGAAGAUUCCAAGGAAAUUUGUAAUUUGGGAAUGCUGAAGCAGAGUCCUACAACUGGAGUUCACACAAAAUCAAAUGAACAAGCACAUAGGAAGUCUUUCUUUGUGCCAAACAUUGUACCUCGGGACAUUUCUGGUGGUAAUGACCCAGCUAAAACUGGGAAAGAAGCUAUCAAUUUUUCAAGGACAAAACCUGGGAUGCUACUCAAGCCGACUCAUAUACGGAGAGCAUCUACUGGAAUAAGUGAUGCAGAAAAAUUUUCAACAGAUGUGGGUUCUGGAACUUUUGAGAAUACGACAAGUAAAUUAGACAAUGUAGAAGAUCUUAACAAGCUGCGAUCUAAAGAUGAAGUCAAAGAUUCUUGUGAAGACAAAUAUCCUAUCAAGAGCGUAGCAGACAAAUUUGACAAGGCUUUUUCUCCACACAAACUCUCUGAACAGGAUUCACGUAAUGAGUCCAUCCCUUGCAAUGAGGAGAUUAGUCCAGUUAAAUAUGUCAAUGGAGUUGCCGUAGUGCGAGGAAGGACCCGUUCUCUGGUUGAGAGGUUUGAAAGAAAAGAUAGAACUCCCAACAACAAAGAUCAAACUAACUCAUCCCUCACUACCAAAUGUGAAACGAGGGAAAUAGUUAAUAAUGCCAAUGAUGGUCAAAGUAAUCCCUCCCCCAACAUGAUGAGUGAAAGCAGGGAAAGAAUACACAUCAGUGAAGAUCCAAAAAUUACACUCUCCAUGCCUGCCACAUGUGAGGUUGAUAACUCUCAUUUGAUCACGAAAGUUGAGCCUCAAAUUUCUGAAAGGGAUUUGAACUCUGCAAAUGAAGGAGAAAUCAUUGAGGGUCUUAUGCGAACUCAUGAUCUAACUUUAAGUAAUCUUCGCUCACGUCUGACAAAAGUACAGGUGGUGCGACAUUUUUGGGAGCGGAAUGAUAUUAAGGGUGCAAUCAAUGCUCUGAGGAAGCUGCCAGACCAAUCUGUGCAAGCAGAUGUUAUUAGUGUUCUUGCGGAGAAGACAGACCUUCUCUCCUUAGAGUUGUUUACUUGUUUGUUUCCUGUGCUCAUAGGAUUGCUGGACAGCAAGAUAGAAAGGCAUGUAAAGUUGUCACUAGAUUUGCAAUUGAAGCUUGUAUCAGUUUUUGGACCAACAAUACACUCAACUAUUAGAGCACCUCCCUCUGUUGGGGUUGAUCUGCAUGCAGAGCAGAGACGGGAAUACUGCAACCAGUGCUUUAUGCAACUACAAAAGAUCCAAAAGAUUCUUCCGCUGCUAAUAAGGAGAGGUGGUUUGUUGGCUAGGUCUGCCCAGGAGUUAAAUUUAGUUCUUCAACAAUCCUGAAGAUUUGGACUUGAUGAAACGUCAGCUAAUUCAUGAAGUGCCACUUGGCGCAUUACUCUUUGGGAGCGCAGGAUUACAUAGACAAAACAUGAAACCUGUAUGUGUUAUUUUUCUGUACUCACAAGUCACAACCAAAACAGUUUGGCUUGAAUUGUGCCUGUAGCUGUCAUCUUUGGCUUUGUCCUCAGCAGAGCGCCGUCUUGUUAUAAAAAGAGCUGAACGAGACAUAUCUCAUAUAUCUUAUGGACGUCUGAAAAUGGCAGCAUCUUUCCUCAGCUUUUCAAGGGUAUAUCUGUUUGUACGUAUCUCUCUCUCUCUCUCUCUCUCUUCCUUUCUUUAGAUUUUUUUUAAAAACUAGUUCGGAUCCUUCAUUGUUUAGUCAAGUGUGGGUUGAAUCCUUACCAACAAAUGUACCAGUCAGGUUCAUGUAGAUGCAAUAGCAGAAGCCUUAGAAAUUUGUAUGUAUUCUUGAUGAUCAAUGAAAUGAAUUAUCAGUUCUUCUGUUUAAA
Neltuma alba is the source of this 3302-nucleotide messenger RNA. Its product is annotated as katanin p80 WD40 repeat-containing subunit B1 homolog. Gene Ontology annotation, cellular component: katanin complex. The record is from RefSeq and is a predicted model, not a curated record. The transcript is spliced from 18 exons. The coding region runs from base 325 to 2793 and encodes 822 amino acids. Gene Ontology annotation, biological process: microtubule depolymerization; microtubule severing. Gene Ontology annotation, molecular function: microtubule binding. Lineage: Eukaryota; Viridiplantae; Streptophyta; Magnoliopsida; Fabales; Fabaceae.